CUCCUUCUGAGCACACUUCCUCUUUAAAGUCACUGUGAGGAAGAGAGUUGGUUGCUCGUUCUGUCUCUGUCUGAGCUUGGACUGUGGGUUGUUAAAGCUGUUGGGGUCGGCCGCUCUGUGUUUCUCCUUAGCGCUUCUGGCUGUGGAUAUGAUAUGCAGCAGAAAAGGAAGCUGAGAUUUCAUCUCACAAAUGAUACAUGACCGAACGAUUCAUCACACAAGGGUAGCUGUUUACUGGAGUGCGUGCAAAUGGAAGGAGGCCUGCUGAUUUCACCAGUGAUGGCCCACGCUCUGGUCUCGAUGGAGAACCUCGUCUACAUCAUCACCGUGCCUCUGUCGACCUCCAUCAUCCUGGCCAACCUGGUCAUCAUCCUGGGCAUCUCAUGCAACCGGCAGCUCCACAACACGCCCAACUACUUCUUCCUCAGCCUGCUGGUGGCCGAUAUGUGCACAGGCGUGGCGCUGCCCUUCAUCCCGUUGAUGGGUCUGAACCGGGAGCUGAGCUUCAGUUCCUGCCUGGUGGCUCACAUCUUCCCGAAUUUCCUCUUCUUGGCAUUUUUGUCCAACCUGGUGAUGGUCCACUAUGAGCGCUACAUUUGUAUCGUCGAUCCUCUGCACUACAACACCCUGUGGAUGCAUCGGCAUUUCUCCUUGGCGCUGCUUAUAGUGUGGGCACCGCCGCUUUUGUUUGCGUCUCUGCCCGCUUUCGGGUGGAGCAACUGGUCCGGGCCGGAUUGGAACGACUGCUGUGAAAGUGCCGUAAAGUUCCCGCCUCUUUCUAACUGUACGGCCAAUCUGACGUUGUGCUGCUCUUACAGGAGGGUGUUCCCCAACGCCUUCAUCUACUUAGAGGUGUACGGCCUUGUUUUACCAGCCAUUCUUCUCAUCGCUGGCAUGAUCGGACGUGUACUGUGGAUCACAAGAGGCCAGAUGAAGGACAUCUGCCGCCUCCAUAGAGCGGUGGAGCGAGGAAACCAGGCGUCGGACCAGGAACAGAGGCUGAACUUGCGAUAUACCCGCUGCUUAGUGGCGGUGUCCCUGACCUUUCUGGCCUGCUGGGUUCCCUACCUUAUUUACAUGCACGUCUGUAUAGCGUUCCUCAUCAUUGACACCAAGCAGAACUCCAUCACUCACAUCGUGUUGUCCUGCAUCGGCAUCGGAAGUAUGGCCGUGGUGCCGAUGGUCCUCGGUUUGGCCAACAAGCAGUACACGGAACCAGCGUUCAAGCUUCUCCAGAAACUCAGAGACAGGUGGAGGGCACGGGGUUCAGACGAGACUGCAAUCUGAAAUAAUGCUCCUUGGCGCAUUAAUAUUUAUCGAGUUUUCUCUGCAAGAAUUGGUAUCGGAAAGAGUUUGCGGCAGCUUAUUUUACAGUGAGUUGAAUUAUGGUACCGUUAAGAUAAUAUGUCAUAGCAAAGGCAUCAUAAAGUCUUUAUAAAUGUCAAAUAGCGAAGUUAUCUCCAGUAGUUCCCUUACCUAUAGUAGGAAAAUGUCACAUGGUCAUAUGUUAUAAAAAUAGUCAUUGUCAGAGCAGAGGCUAACCACAGCCAUUUUUGUUCUCGCUCAAACUAAAUUAAACUUAACUUGAACUACAAAACUAGUAUAAAGGUUCAAAGAAAAAGCUUUUCAAGUUGCGCACACAUGUCCUAUAGAAAUGUGUUUAUUUGGUAAAAUGAACCAAAAUUUUACACCAAGAAAAACAUAACAGCUUUAAGAAAACAUAUACUGGUUACUGAACAGAAAGUUGUAUGUUUUUGGAAAAUGGAGAAAAAAAAACAAUAUUUUAUUUGUAACAUAAUAAAGAACCUGCAUGAAAACACUGAAAUUACAUUUUAAUGCUGGCUUUAUAUUUAUUAGCAUUGUCCACAGCCACAUGUGGAUAAAUUGCUAAAAAAAAUCUGAUAAAACGGACGGAGUGGUGAAAGUCUAGUCUUCCACCACUCCUUCUGGAUGAAUGCCGCCCUGGGUAAGUGCGUCAUUCUGCCACCCAGAGCACAACCAAAUAUGUGCUCACACACCCAACAAAGCCCAGUAAAAAUGAUAUCACUAGAAAAUAUUCAUCUGUUAUUUACUGAUCUAGAAAGAUGGAUAUGUGAAUAGUUUUCAACUAUAUUUUUUUCCAC
Molecule: messenger RNA, 2123 nt
Organism: Poecilia latipinna (sailfin molly)
Lineage: Eukaryota; Metazoa; Chordata; Actinopteri; Cyprinodontiformes; Poeciliidae
Gene: gpbar1
Product: G protein-coupled bile acid receptor 1
Exons: 2
Coding region: 250-1287 (345 amino acids)
Biological process (GO): G protein-coupled receptor signaling pathway
Cellular component (GO): plasma membrane
Molecular function (GO): G protein-coupled bile acid receptor activity
Source: RefSeq, a predicted model, not a curated record